AUGCGAAGUCAAAACUAUAGUUUACCAAUUUAUGGUGGCGGUCAGAUGGUGAUUAAUAUGAAGACGACGGUGACGACGAGCGGUGGACAACAUAAUGGUUUGGUUGUGCAUAGUGCUGUGCAGUCGAAUGGAUCGGCACCGAUAUCACCGUCAGCUAGUUAGUUUUGGGGAAAAACAAUUAAUGGCUACUGUAUGUAGAAUUUUUGAUCUGUUCAGAAAAUCAUUUCAAAAUGGAAUUUUUUCGGAAUCACUUUAAAAUGGUGUCUUAAAACAUUCAAGUUAGGAUAAAUCCGUUACUUCCUAAUACUUACUGUAAAAGUUUAAUCAAUAUGAGAAAAAUUCAAAUUGUGAUUUUUUCUGAAUGACAUUCAAAAACUGUGACCAAAUUUACUGUACAAUUUUUUUAAACAUUCAAGUUAGGCUGAAUCCCUUGCUUAAAAAGCUUGAUCAAUUUCAGAAAUUUCACUGUGAUCUGUUCAAAAAUAAUUUCGAAAUGGAACUUUUUCUGAAUCACUAAUAAAAACUUUUGCCAAAUUUGAAGUAGAAAACUUUCAAGUUAUGCUAAAUCCCUCACUGUGCAGGCGUCAUCAAUUUCAGAAACUUCAAAAUGAAACUUUUUCUGAAUUACUUUUAAAAAAACUGUGGUCAAAUGUAUUGUACAAAAUCACAAUUUUUUUAAACAUUCAAGGUUAAAUCGAAAUCCUUACUGUUUCAAAUUUCGUUGAAGCUUUUAUAAAUUAUUUCAAAGUGGAACUUCAUCAGAAUCACUUUUUGUACAAACCAAAUUUUUCAAGAAACAUUCAAGUUAGGUCAAAUCUCCCCUUGCCUCACUGUAAAGGUUUGGAGAAUUUCAGAAAUUUCAAAAAAUCAUUUGGAACUGUAAAAUUUAUAGUUUCUUUUUUUCUGAUUUCCAUGAUCUUCUAUUUUUGGACAUACAAAGUACGAAGUAGUUUCUGAUUUUCCGAAUAAUUCAAUUUGCAAAGUGCCCUAUCUGUUCCUAAUCUGAUCUACGGAAAACAAAUUCCAGGUACUUCAAAUUGGCAGCCGUAUAUUGAAUCGCCUAGAAUGAAUCGAUUAGAAGACCGAAUCGAAAUGUUAAGAUCAAAUUCUUCGCUUCAUGUAAGCAAGCCCCCAAAGCUUCUGCCCUUCUCUAAUUCCAGAAAUUUCAGCGAGAUCAUAGUCCUUUACCAAUUCAAAUGGUACCAAGUACAAGUAGAGAAACAUUAUUAUCCAACACUUCCAAACCUCGAUCAGUCGCGUUCCAAGAAAAACCGCCAUCCCCUCCGCCGUCUCCAAUCUACUCAUUUAAAGGCCGUGAUUCCCCACCGGAUGAGUUCAUUCAACCAACAAAACUGAUGCUUAAUUUAUUUCGACCUGUAAGUUCUUGAAAAAACUCACGUGAUUUGUUUGUCUAACCAUCGUUUUCUAAAUAUUUGUUUUCGCUCAUUGUAUCCAUGUCAAAUUGUGAGAAUUGGUUGGUUGGUUGGCCAAAAAAAUAGAGAGAAAAAGGGAGGAAUGAAAUUCAAUACGAAGAGUAAAAAUAGAAGUAAAUAAUAACUUUGGCAAAGGCUACAUUUUCAUUUUUUGUUGUUUCGUUUGUCAUAAAGAAACAUCGAGAAGAUGUUGAGUCGAAGCACUGUUCAAAGAUAUUUCUAUGAAUCUUUCGAAAAGGUAAAUUGGGUGAUUUGGUGUUUCUUCAAGGAAAACCACGCUAAAAGCUUAUUGUUAAAACUACGAAAGAAAGUUCGCUCUAUCGCACACACAAUUCCAAUGUAUGUAGUUCUCUCGGAAUUCACACCCAAACAUUUUGUUUAUUUUAAAAAGCAUCCCCAAUCAAGUAUAGACUGAUUUAUAGUUCUUUAAAAAUACUUUCAAAGCCACGAAAUAAAACAAGAAAAUGCGCUCUAAUGAACAUGUGUUUCCAGAAAACGGAUAUUUACCGAUUUUCAAAAGAACAUCAUCCCUUUUUCAGACCCAACGAGAACCUCAAUGGCAAGUUCCAAUAUCUCGAAGUCAAAUCACCGAUGACAACGGUGGAAUCACAUUGUCGAAGAAAAAUGCACUUUUGAAUGAUAAUGUUACGACAACAACAACUGUUGAAGUUUUUAGAGCACCGGUAACUAUCCACUUUUUUUUGAAAUUCCAACAACUCAUUCACUCAUGUUUUAGAUGGAUCCACAUGCACCAGUCAUAGGGUUAUCUCAAUCACCUUAUGGCGGUCAACCACUUUUAAUUCGUACACACGGUCCGCAAUAUGAGCAAUGGUCGAAUUCAAAAACACAAACAAUGUUGUCUGACGAACCAAUCUCAUCCUAUGGACCGAAAGGUGUACAGUGGAAAGAGAGAUUGAUUGAAGGGUCGAGAUAUAUUGAUAAUAUGAAUGAUGAUAAAAAUAGUGAUUAUGACGAGAUUAUGCCAUUACCCUAUCCAGAUGGAAAACAACCAAGAGAAUAUAUUAACCAUGAUUAUAGACCAAAUGCAGUUAGACAACCUUUUCAACCGAUUACACAUCCGAUUUUAUCGGGUUCUAGAGAUGAUUUGAGGUUGGUUUGGGUGGCACUGAUAAUAGAAGUUUUUUGGAAUGUGUUUUUUAAAGAUCUAAUCAUAGCUUGAGAAGCCCGAGUCCAAUGUAUGUUGUUCCACAUCGUCGACAACAUCGAGAGGAAAUUGAAAGGUAUAAGAUAAACAAUAUGUACAUUCCAAAAUGAAUUAUUUAGAAGAGCAUCUCGUAGAUCAAAAUCAAAUAGUCGAGAUGAGCCUCAAGAUCAAUCUUCAUACCCCCGUCCACGUGGACUUCUACGUCAUCGAAGUAUGUCGCCAGCAACAUCUUCACAUCGACAAUUCGGCGGAUCACAAGAGUUCGUAAUUCCCGCUCAUUCGCCAAUCGGCAGCACGUUAAUGUUAGCAAGUCCAAACCCGAAUGAAUUACCGGGACGACCUGCAAGUGCACGAAGUCAGGAAAUAUUUGCAUUGUAUCAGACUAGAGAUGCUUUAAAUCGAAUUGUAGAUCAGCAUUAAGUAGAUGCAUGUACAGAUAGACGAAUAUUAAUCAUUCACUAUUACAUUCUUUUUUCUUUUUAUUGUUGUAAUUGUCUUCUUCUUAUACAUAUUCUAAGUACUCUCUCUGAUGAAGCAUGUUUUUUAUAUUCACUUAAUUUUGUGAUUGUAUUGUUAUCGCACGGUGAACAAAAUAAAAAUUCAAUACUCAUUAUUAAAUAUUGUCCAAGUUGAAAAUGUGGCCAGCAUUACUUCGCGUGCGGCUAUGCGUCGCGGUGUGUUUCCAGACCGCGACGCACAGCCGCACGCGACUGACGAAGUAAUGUUUUUAGUCACAUUUUCAACCUCGACAAUAUCAGUAUUCAUUUAAAUUUCAGUGAAUAUUUUAUGGAAAAAGAAUUCAAUGAGAUGGAAAUGAUGUCAUCGCCAUUGGCAGAAUCCGAAGAUUCACUGAUUUCGGAUAUGUCAACAAGAAAUGAUUAUGCAAAAGCAUCCUAUUUGGAAUAUAAAGCUUCGAGAGAUGGAGAUGAUGAGAUGGAAUAUUUCUUUCCACCUCCUCCUCCGAUUCCGAAAGAUUAUUCAAGGUUUGCACAAAGUGGAAAUAUUUUUUAAUCAAAAAUUUUAGACUCCGUAAUCAAAUAUACCGCAAGAAAAAUGAGGAAUAUUACCUUCCUCGUUCAAAAUCUUAUGAUCAUCGACAUGAUAAAAAUCAUCAUCGAAGCGCGAAAAGUGUGAUAAAUGUUCGAAAGAAAGAGGCGAUUUAUGCGACACCAAUCAAAAAAAAUAAAUUGGAUCAAAUCGAGGAGUUUGUUGAACUUCCGAAAUAUUUGAGAUGUGAGGAGGCGAGUACAAGUACAACAACACCGCCAACUAUUGAAAUCGGAUCGAAUGAGAAAGAAUUUACGACGAAAGUUGAAAAAGUUGAGGAGAAAUUGAGGGCUUUGAAAUUGGCUAGAGAAGAUUCAUUGUCAAAUUUAUUGAAAAAACAACUGAAAAUCAAAGAGGUUGAUAAAAAAGAAGAAGAGGAAAAAGAAAAAGAAAUUAUUGAACAAGAAAAUAAUAUUGAAGAAUCUUCUUUGCCAAGUUAUGUCGAACCAAAAGAUCCGAUUAUAAAAGAACUUCAAGAGUUUUUGAAAAUUGAACCCGCUGAAGAGGUUUGUUUUGAGAAAUUAUUCAAAAAUACAACUAAAUUUUCAGAAAACUCCAACGAUUGAUCAUAGAUUAGUUGUGAAAGAUUGGCAGAAUUUAAUGAAGUCACCAUCUCAAUCAACAACUUCUUCAACAACUUCAACAACUGUUUAG
Messenger RNA from Caenorhabditis angaria, 4299 nucleotides. NCBI's taxonomy places the organism in Eukaryota, Metazoa, Nematoda, Chromadorea, Rhabditida, Rhabditidae. The record is from the annotation of a GenBank genome assembly.